UUUAGCCCAUUUUAUCUAUGUAUCGGAGUAAUCGCGUAACGCGUACAUCACGUUCAAUUAUACCUUAACUUCAUAACGGCAUAAGUUAACCUGAUUAUGUUUGUUAUUAUUUUAGAUAUUUGUAUGUGAAGUACUUAUUAAUUUAGUGGGAUGUAUGACAAUAUAUAAACCUGAUUUUGUUUUAGUUUUGUUUCAAAUUUUGUGGUUUAUUGUUUUGAUAACUUUAAUUAAUUUUGUGAAUGUUUGUCUGAACAGUAAAGCUUCACUUCGCCUUUCAAGAAAUGCAUUAUGUCAAAUAGAUAGGAAGAUAGUAUCAUACGCCAGUGAGCUUCGUUAAUUAAUUUUAAAGGAAUUUUGUUAAAAGUUAGCUUUAUCAGCAAUUUCCAUUUGAUUUAGAUCUUCUAAUACAAAUGAUGCCUCGAAAGAAAAGCGUUUCGAUGAACCGCCACCAGGAAAGUGGAUCCGUUUUGAUAUCAACUUUGUUGAAAAACUUGAAAAUCAAUUUGUUGUCUAGGAGUGUUAAUAAGCAGGUCUAUGCAAUCAGGAAAAUCUUAGAAGUCAUGGACCAAGACAAUGGAAUAAUUGAUGAUUUUCUAGACUUUGAUAUACCUGGCCUACUUUGUGACGUGAUGAACAACCAUAACCCUCCACUGAUAGGGAAAGUGUUUAUCUGUCUGCUGAAGCUAUGCCAAAGUAAAAAAUUCGAGGAACAAAAGCACUCAGCUAUCGUGAUGGAAACUUCUUGCCGAACACUUAUAAUCCUGUCCAAGGAUGCAACCAAUAUGAAGACAAUGUAUUUAGGACUUCAGCUCAUAAAUAAAGUUUUAUCAAGUGCUGACAAAGAAACAGCUGUGAACCUGCCUCUACUCUUAAGAUUGGUGAAAACUCUGCUGUUCAGCCCCAUGUACCAGCCGGUCCAUAUGAGUGCCAUCUAUCUUCUGCGAAUGUUACUGAAGUUGAAUAAGCAGUUUCUCGCUGAAGACCUUGAACGCAUUCUACGUGUGGUUUACCAGACACUGGGGCUCUUCAGUCAGCUGAACAACAAUAACAAGGGAAAGUUGAAUAAGAACAUUUCAUUGGUGACCGAGAUCUUGACAAGUUCUAUGAGGCUCUGCGAUUUGUUCAAAACUCAUAAUCUGUCACACGAUAUCUCUCAGCUUGUAUGGGAAUUACUUCAGUCAUAUUUGGUUCCUUGUUUUCAGGAGAUGCAAGUGAGGAGGUGCCAUGCAGGCUUCAUGAAGAAACAGUUCAACUGCUUUGUUGCUACCUUCAAAUACAUGGACUCCCAGAGGCUCAAUCAGUUGGCCAGCCUGUGGGCCUCCAAAGGCUUUCUUACUCAGCUGCCUGCUAUAAACCUCCACUUCAAAAACAAAACCAUACAUGAGUGUGUUCUGAAACUCCUCUCUGAUAUCCUGGAGCGGCUUGCAGACCAACACCUGCAGACAAGUGAGGAUGAGCAGCAACAGAUGGUGGCGGGCCUUCUCUGUCUGCCUGUAGAUCCGGCGGACUGGCCACAACUCCUGGGAUAUUCAAACGCACACAAGACUCACUUGGCUGUAAUAAUCUACCUCUACUUUGUCAUCCUCUGCACUAGCAGUUUUGCCAAGUUCCCAACACACUUGCCAGCCCUUUGUAAUUUCCUGACAUCCCAGACCUCCACUCCUUCCUCCGCUCUGCUCAAAGCACUUUGGCUUGUGUUUGCCGUGUGGUCACUGUCCCAGGCCCGGGGUGGCAGAUGGAAGCAGCAAGAGGCUGCAGGCAGGUUGCUGGUGCACUGGGUCAAAUCUACCCCUCUCACUUCUGUCUACACCCACCACCCAGCCAUACUUCUGUGGACCUUCAGCCCCCUUGUCACCAACAGGGUGCUGCAGAUCAAUGUGAUGAUAUUGUGGUUGAAAGAUGGAGGGGAAAGAUCCUUAAAAGAAAUUGAGAACCUAAUUUUGAGGAAUAUAGAUGCUUCUAUUUGCCUACUGGAGGUGUUGUGUUGCUGUCCUAAAGAUGUGAUCCACAGAGCGGUGACUCUCCUGAGGACCGUUCUGGACAGAGACAAGAGCGAAGGUCGGCUGGAGAUGAGGCCUCAUGUCUGGAGUCGGCUGCCACAAACUCUCUCGGAGCUCACCACUUCACACUUCCAAGAUAGAGUGUGGAACACAGGGUGUCUGGUCUAUAUAGCGUGCAAGGCCAUACCCGUCAUCCCCGACCUCGUGUUAAUGUUGCAGAUCAGCCACCAGGUGAAGAAGAUAUUCAGCAAGUCUAUUGUUGAUACUACUGCGAGUCACAUCCUGCAUGCUGAGUUAUUCAAACUGGUGCAUAUCAUCAUUGUCACUACAACCAAAGUGAAGGACUACAGAGUUAUGAAAAUGUAUCUCCAGGACUCGGCUCUACUCCAGGCUCUGCUGAUAAGUCUCAGUUCUGACAACAAGUUUGUAACUAUACCGGCUCUGCGACUGUUGUCACAACUGCAGUACUUGCAGAAACAGUACAAUGUCCAGAUGACGAGUUCGAUCUAUCUCACGGGAGAAGUGCUUCUACAGCUGAUGUCCUCCCCUAGCGGCGAUGUAAUGUUCUACAGCCUCGACUUGUUCUCCCGCCUGUGCAUGAGCAGUGAAAUCAAACCUGUGGUGACUCUCAACAAAGACAUGGCUAACAAUAUAGUCCUAGCUCUCAGCUUGGACUUCCAGGGAGCCACUGUUAGGAAGCCAUUUUCCUCAGUAGGUUGGAAGUGCCAGAAUCAGCUGUUAGAGUUCUGUAGGGUUCACAACCCCCUGGUAGAGCUACAUUUGUUGACGCAACAGUUUACAUACAUGGUCAUCAACCAUUCUCUCCAGAAUAAUGGUAUAACCAGUGAAGAAGUGCUGGAGUACCUGAGUGUAUGGUUGGCAGGCCUGCAGCGCCGCCAGGUGGUGGCUCCCAUCAGUCACAGGGCCUUACGGCAGGACAGGCUGUCAACUACGCUCACCAACAUUGCUGCCAAGCUGGCACAACGCAGUGCCACCAACAUCAGCUCCAACGUCAUCCGACUUCAAGAUGACAUUGUGGUCAAGAUACUUACGAUUGGAGGCAACAUACCAGACUAUGUGAUCAGAUCACUUCGAAAGAAAUAUGGAAGUUGUUUGUAAUUAAUCUUUAAUAUAUAUGGGUAGUAUUUGUAAAUAU
This is a messenger RNA of Homalodisca vitripennis (glassy-winged sharpshooter), 3156 nucleotides long. RefSeq lists its product as uncharacterized. The record is from RefSeq and is a predicted model, not a curated record. Bases 411 to 3119 code for a protein of 902 amino acids. NCBI's taxonomy places the organism in Eukaryota, Metazoa, Arthropoda, Insecta, Hemiptera, Cicadellidae. The transcript is spliced from 18 exons.